ACGCCUUUAAGGUGUUCCACACAUGCAUGGAAUCGUCCCACGCAUCGCGCGUGGUUUCUGAAGGAAGUUGAGUUCUUUCCGCGCAUCUUACGCGUUUUCCUGAAGGAAAAUGGCUACCAGCUGUCAUUUAAUCGGAAAGUGUAACUUCUAAAGUGACAGAAUUCUGUGAAAAAUCGUUUAACGUGCAUAAGAUCGUCUGGCGCGAUGCAAUUACAUAACGUUGAAAUCAUUUAGUUGAACGACGCCACUUUUCAUCUACAUGCGGAACCCGUGAAACCUCCUACAGUGCCAUGAAAUUUUAUUCCACUUUACUGUUUACAGUUUUUAUUUUUUGCAAAACGUAUCAGGGCUAACAAGUCAACGCUACUUCCACGCUUUUUAAAUAAUUUCAUCACUUCAGUAGUCAUUUUAGGAUCGUUAUUGACAAUUUAACCGUGCUACAUAUUAAAGACUACAAAUUUUUGACCUGACUCAUUAUUUUUGGAGCUCGUUAAUUGCAAAUACGAAAAGCAGCAUGGGUUCAAGCCAACAGUUUUCUCUUAGGUGGAAUAAUUACUUAAAACAUAUUACUUGUGCUUUUGAUACACUGAGAACAGAAGAAGAUCUCGUUGAUGUAACUUUAAGCUGCGAAGGAAAAAGAAUAAGAGCACACAAAAUGCUAUUAUCUGCAUGUAGUACAUAUUUUAGAGAUUUAUUUAAGGAAAAUCCAUGUCAGCAUCCUGUUAUAAUAUUUCGUAAUGUGAAAUUUGAUGAUUUGGCUGCAUUGGUUGACUUUAUGUAUCAGGGUGAAGUAAAUGUGGUUCAGGAACAAUUAGCCAGUUUUUUAACAACUGCUGAAUUGCUUGCUGUUCAGGGCCUUACCGAUGGUACAGGAAAAGAUAAUGAUAGUUUAGUAGAGGAUGACAUAGAAAUUCCUAAUGAACCUGAAAUUCAACUUCAAAAUGCUUCUAGCAAAACAGCAACAGACAAGAGAAAUAAGUCACCUUCAUCUCCAAUGCCUUAUCAUGCUGUUGACUUACAACCUGAUGCUCCACCGAGCAAAAGACGAAAAUGUAGAGAAAAUGCAAAUACAAAUGUGGAUAAAACUAUAAGUAAUGCUUUAUCUUCAAAAGAAUCUGAAAAUAAAACUUCAGAAAAUCAAUCAACGACUGGUUCAGAUCCUGUUGAAAUAAUACCACUAAUGCCAAAUUUAAAGUUGGAAAUGCCUGAAUAUUUAGUACAAGAUGGAAGUAGCUGUAGUUACGAGGAACAAAGUUUGGGAGACAGUUCGCUAAAUAAGAUUGGUAUAGAAGAUACAUCAUCUAAUACUCCUGAUCAUGAUCAGAAACCUGAUAUCACUCAGACAUUUUAUUCGAGCAAUCAGUCUACUUCAGAUAGCUUGGAUCUCAAACAUCAAACAACUGAUGUUGGGCACUUGCUUUCGAAACCUAGUACUUCUGGAGAAAGAUUAACACAAGAAGCAGUGCAGGGGGGGGUGGGACGCAAUCGGAAGCAUGUUGGCGAUACAACUGGUCAAGUGGUGAUGCAGGGUCCAGGGCGUUUUUCGUGCAGACUCUGCGGAAGCGUUUACAAGCACCUUGCUUCGCUGACCCAGCACCUUGAAGUGCAUCGCAACCAGACUACCUGCAUCCUAUGUCACACCACUCUCAGUCGUAGAACCGACCUGCGACGUCACAUGCGUCUGAAACAUAACAUGCAAUGGCAAAAAACGAUCCAGAAGCAGCGCAGCUCGAAAAACGAAUUGGACUCGUAAAUUUUUUCGAACGCGUCGAGAAAUAUUGCUUCUCGCUCCGCCCUGGUCCCCCUAUGUUUUUCUUCUUGUCUGUUCGCGUCAAGUAGAAACAUCUUCCGAUCUUUUCCCUCGGUGAUCUCUCCCUUUUCGGUUUCUUUUCUUUUGUUUUUAGCUUCAGCCGCCAUUUUUCCUUUUCUUUGUCCGUCAGUUGUCGUUCAUCGUCAAUGUGUCAACGCUUUUCUUUUUACUCUGAGAAAUAACCCGCUUUUACCGAACCAUCCUUUAAAAUAAUCCGAUGUUUCGUCAUGUAUUUUGUCGUUCGUACACAUUGAGGUGAACCAUUUGGUUAGCGUGUUCUCCCUAUGUACAGUAUUAAAAUCGGACAGGGGCAAGGAUUGUAGAAUCUUACGUUGCUUGCAUAGUUCUUGGAAUAUUUUAACGUUCGCGUAACAUUUUAUGAUAUUAACCGUUGCCGUUAAUUUUCGCGUGAAACAGAAAGUUUGAGGACAGUAACAUGGGACUUAAUUAAUUUGUAUUUAUCAUUUUCUAAUCCCGAUCUCAUUCUUUCGAAACCUCUGGGUACCGUAUCUAAAAGCUGGACUGGUACGAGGUUGUCUCUUUUUUAUUGCAGAAAGCUAGGAGUACACGUUUUCUUCUUCGGGAAAUAAAUAUCCACGGACUUCUUAAUUCUCUGAUUUUCGCAAGCCGAUACAUAAUACUUACCCCUUUGCUAUUCUGGUAAUAUGCGUUUCCGACUUUCAGAGAAGCGAACAGUCACAUGGCGCGUAUGCUUUUAUAUCACUUUCGUUUCUCAUCGCUAUGCUUUUAGUGUAAAGCGAUAAGAAAUCGAAAGAUUUAAUUGCAAUGUGUAACGUUAUUAACGCGUCUCCGCUCUAUAAAAAUUCUAGUCAAUACUGUACAGUACUUUAAGCCAUUGUUAAUACGUUUCUUUCUCUUAUCGUAUCUUCGUUUACACGAUACAAACUUUUACGUCGACAAUGUUCCAUACGGAUCUCUGUUACGCGCCCGAUUAUUAACACAUUAGCGUUAAAAACCCUCGAUAACUAUUGUGUUCGCAGUGAAACACUACGAGAUCGAUGAUAAUACAGUUUUUUUCGAUAAGCGAUGAUUAUCGACAGUGUGCAGACGAACUUGCAGUUGUGUACAUUAGUCGACAGUCGAUAGAAUGUAUGAAAUACAAGAUAUCCAUAUCAUCAAUAGAAGAAUUACCAUAUUUCGAUGCGAGUAACAGGAUGGUCGAGUCAAAUGCGUUGCAUUAGCGUGCAAGUAAUGGCGUUCUUCGAGACUUUUAGAUGCGUAUUACUACAACUAAAUGUUGCGACUCAGUAGAAGCUAUACUUGUGAGCAGCCAACCGUUUUCCACUCAUAAUGUACUCGAAUCAAAUGAAACAUGCGCUACUCGUCGUAAAAAUCGUUUUAAAUAACAGCCUCAAUAUUGAUAUUACACUGACUCUGUUUACACGUCUGUUAUUCGCGUGCUCGAGUUUUCUUUUUCGAUAAGGAUGAACUUAGCUACUUUGAAGGAUCGCAUAGACAGUGCCUUACACACAAUUAUCUAGUUUUACAUUUUACAUAUUAACUUUCCAGAUGUUUACCACAGUUGAACGCGUAUAAGAGAAUAUAAGAGAACUGAAAGUUUUAUUCUUUUUGUCUGUGGCUUCGUGUAAACAUUGUCGCUGUAUAAAAUUGAACGAAACGAUUCGUUCACCGAUAAUCCAUAUGACGAGAAUGUAAUUUUCGAUCGUUUGAUACGGUUCGGAUUGUGUCUCUUAACUCGUUCUUUCUUAUUCGUUAUUUUCUUUCGCGAUUUAUGAAGCCGAGAAGUGUCGCGUUACCAUUCAAAAGUUCCAACUUUACCGCUUAAGUGUCGUGCGUGUCGCUUUUUUAUAAAUUAAUUUUAUCGAUAAUGCUAAUUAACUUAAGUUAUUUGAUUAUUCUACGCUAUAAGCCUUACGGAAAUUCUACUUAAUCCCCGUAAGUAGAUCAUAUCUAAUGAAAUUCCUAGAAAUAAAUAAAAUUAAAUAAGGGGUCAUUACUCGAUAAUAUUUUAGAACGAUAUGUUCAAGCUUGAAUAUAGUGAAACUAUUGUACGUUAGAUUUGUAAUGCGACACAGUAAAUCUUAAUUAAAAAAUAAUGAACGUAAAGCGUCAUAAAAGCUCAGUCAUUUCGAUUACGUGUAUCUGAAUGGGAAUUAUAAGAUGUGCUUCUUACUUUAUCCUCGAAUUGAUUGAUUCGCGAGAUACAGGCAUUCCGUUUCAACUAUCGAUACAAAAUUAUACGUAAAGAGAGAUCGAUUUGUCCGAUGAAAGACAUUGUUUAUGCACGAUGAAGCACUUAAUCGUAGAGUUACGCGUAGUUCUAAACAUAGAUGUUCGCUGUUGAGAAUCGCACCAAGUUUCAAGGUAAAGUCGAAGUUUUCGAGAUAUCUCGUAAACGAUCGAUCAGAAUUUAUGCCAUUAACUAAAUAUUAAGUAAAACAUGUACUUGAUUGCAAUGCGUUUUUCUUUUAGAUAUUAAGUAAGAUGUUAGAGUGACAGCGUGAAUUUAUACGAUGUAUAUCGCACGAUAGUUGACGUGUUAACGAUAGUUUACUAAAUUGGUUUCACAACCAGCAAUUGUCUUAUCGUCACAUCGAUUAAAUGAUAUUUAAGCAGCUGUCGUAUUUUAAAAUACACACGCGAAAAAGAACUAAAUGCAUUUAUCAGAACGAUGUGUUUGCAGUAACGAAUUUCAUUUAGCAGGUUAUGGGUAGCUUUCGCGAAAGGAACGAUACACAUAGAUAUCAUGUUUGAGUGGAAACUUUAUUUCAUAAACCCAUGGUUAACCAUAUAUCGUGAACGCGGAACGCACCACGUACCUAGACGAACAAAUGCAAACUGUCUAUAGAUAACAUGGUCAAGUAAUAAUUGCGCCGGUAGUAGCAAGCUUUUCAUUUCGAUUUAAAAACGUGUUACGUAUAUGUAUUAAUUGUGAGCUUGUGAGUUAAAAGUGACAUAACAGUAUGCUUUAAAAUGUUAUUACAGCAAUGUAAAUAAAUCAAUUUACAAUGGAAGUUCCAGUGUUGAUAUCUUUCAGGAAAGUGAUAUACGUAUAUCGAAUAGAAAUUACGAUCGAGGCAAAAAAUUUACGAACAGACGUAGGUUCGAUGCAUUUCUCUUACGUUCUAGAUACAUAUUAAGUCUUAGAUGCGUUCUAAUAACAUUCAACUCGAUUUAUGGUAUUUAUUUACAAGGAAUUAAAGAUAUAAAUGUGAACAUAA
Molecule: messenger RNA, 5013 nt
Organism: Bombus pyrosoma
Lineage: Eukaryota; Metazoa; Arthropoda; Insecta; Hymenoptera; Apidae
Product: broad-complex core protein isoforms 1/2/3/4/5-like
Exons: 6
Coding region: 515-1753 (412 amino acids)
Biological process (GO): regulation of transcription by RNA polymerase II
Cellular component (GO): nucleus
Molecular function (GO): protein binding
Source: RefSeq, a predicted model, not a curated record